AUACCUAUUUCAAUUGAAGCAAUGAAAUUUUUGAAAGUGAAUCUCAAAAUUAAAAUAUUUUUUUACUCUAAACAAAAAUUGGGCUUAAUUUAUUUAAUUCGAUUGGGCUUUUUCAAGUAGCUGGCCCAAUUAUUCUUGCAGCUCUCAAAUACCCAAAACGAUGUCGUAGCGAACUUCAUCAAUUCCCAAUUCUCCGAUCACCUUCUCCCCUAACUCUCCGCCGCCUACGCCGUCGUCGCCUCCACCAGAACCUCCGCGGGUCAUGACACACACGUUCGAACACCCUAGCCACCUUAAUCAGUAAUUAAAAAAGAAUACGAUGGAGAAGAAGGGCACAGUGACGCAACUAUCCUCGAUUUAUCCGGCAGAGGAAACCCAGAAAGCUUCGAGGCGCGUGCAGGACGCAAUCGCCGAGCGCGAACAGCAGCUCAACCAACUCAAGGCCUUCAUUGAUGACAAUACUAGCAUUAUGAACCUCGUUCAGAAACUCCCCGAUGAAACUCACCACAAUAUCAUGGUUCCGUUUGGGAAAGCGGCAUUUUUUCCUGGUCGGUUGAUUCACACUAAUGAACUUACGGUUCUUUUAGGAGAAGGCUACUACGCUGAAAGAACAUCAAAACAAACAGCUGAAAUUUUAAAAAGAAGAGGCAAGGCAUUAGAGGCCCAAGUUGAAUCUUUGAAGGCUAUAAUGCAGGACUUAAAGGCGGAGGCCUCAUUCUUUGACGUUACUGCCGAUGAGUCAGCGGAGGGUCUCGUAGAGAUCAGGGAAGAUUAUGUUGAGGAAGCUUCUGGGACAUUACCCGCAGCAGGACAUACAAAAUCUGAGAAUACUCCUUUUGUCGAGGUCGGCGAUAAAAAAGGUGCAUACGAAGAUGAAGAAUACAUACGCUUACUUGCACGGAUGGCUGAACUCGAAAAAGAAGAAGAAGAAGCUGCAAAAGGGGAUGUAUCUAAUGAGAAUGAGCAGAUACAAAACGAGCCAAAUAGCACAAGCGGUCAAAUUACCACUGAUGAAGAAGUUGGAAGUUUAUCGGUUGAAGCUUCAGAAAUGCCAGCAGUAUCAAAAGAGGUGUCUUCGCACGGGGAUUAUCCAGCGCUCAACAACAGUAUGAUGAAUACGUCUUUAGAGCAACCUCGAGAAAAGAAGGAAGUUCAAGCUCCGCCUACAGCCAACAAGACGGCUUUUACAGGUUCAAUUGUAGAGCGUGCUCAUGACAUCCGAACGAAUAUGCCAGAGCAACAGAUUGGUACUCGUAGCUCAAAGCCCGUUUCAAGAUUUAAGAUGCAGAGGAAGUAGUGAAAGAUUUUCGUGGCAUGAAAAAUAGUCGGAAUUUAAUUACGAUCGUUUUGUUCAAAUAUUUAUUUUCUCGAUAGAAUUGAAUACUUUUAACGAAUUAAUAUUGCUUCGUUGGCUGGAUGUAUAUAAUUUUUUAGGUUUAUUACACUAAUCUUCCUCUUAAGUUCGCCUUGAUUAAACUAUUGAUCAUUCCUAAGAUUCUUGAAACUACAUUAAUUAAUUUUUUUUUUCAUUU
Erythranthe guttata (spotted monkey flower) is the source of this 1532-nucleotide messenger RNA. Its product is annotated as Prefoldin chaperone subunit family protein. The record is from RefSeq and is a predicted model, not a curated record. Gene Ontology annotation, biological process: negative regulation of transcription by RNA polymerase II; negative regulation of phosphatase activity. NCBI's taxonomy places the organism in Eukaryota, Viridiplantae, Streptophyta, Magnoliopsida, Lamiales, Phrymaceae. Gene Ontology annotation, molecular function: phosphatase inhibitor activity; transcription corepressor activity; chromatin binding.